This is a messenger RNA of Mauremys reevesii (Reeves's turtle), 1578 nucleotides long. Its product is annotated as zinc finger protein 420-like. The record is from RefSeq and is a predicted model, not a curated record. The annotation marks the transcript as partial. The transcript is spliced from 8 exons. NCBI's taxonomy places the organism in Eukaryota, Metazoa, Chordata, Testudines, Geoemydidae. Gene Ontology annotation, molecular function: DNA-binding transcription factor activity, RNA polymerase II-specific; RNA polymerase II cis-regulatory region sequence-specific DNA binding. Gene Ontology annotation, biological process: regulation of transcription by RNA polymerase II.
ACAGGGGAGAAGCCCUACACAUGCUCUGAGUGUGGGAAAAGCUUUAGGCAGAGCUCAAACCUUACCAAACAUAGGAAAAUCCACACAGGGGAAAGGCCCUUUGAAUGCUGUGAGUGUGGGAAAUGCUUCACUAGCAGCUCAAACCUUUCUCAACAUCAGAGAAUCCACACAGGAGAGAGGCCCUUUGAAUGCCGUGAGUGUGGGAAAUGCUUCACUAGCAGCUCAGACCUUUCUAAACAUCAGAGAAUCCACACAGGGGAGAGGCCCUACGAAUGCCAUGAGUGUGGGAAAAGCUUCACUAGCAGCUCAGACCUUUCUAAACAUCAGAGAAUCCACACAGGGGAGAGGCCCUUUGAAUGCAGUGAGUGUGGGAAAAGCUUCACUCAAAGAUCAGCCCUUUCUAAACAUCAGAGAAUCCACACAGGGGAGAGGCCCUUUGAAUGCUGUGAGUGUGGGAAAAGCUUCACUAGCAGCUCAGACCUUUGUAGACAUCAGAGAAUCCACACAGGGGACAGGCCCUAUGAAUGCACUGAGUGCGGGAAAACCUUCAAUCGCAGUUCGCACCUUAUUAGGCAUCAAACAAUCCACGGAGGAGAGAGGCCCUAUGAAUGCCGUGAGUGUGGAAAAUGCUUCACUAGCAGCUCUACCCUCAGCCAGCAUUCAAGGACGCACAGAGGGCCUUCCGCGAGACCUCUCCGGGCUGCCGAUUCCCCCUCCCUUAUUCGACAUGAGAUAAUCCACACGAAAGAGACACCUUACAAAUGCUGUGAGUGUGGGAAAAGCUUCAAUCGUACCUCAGCCCUUAGUAGGCAUCAAAUCCACACAGAAGAGCGACCCUACGAAUGCUGCAAGUGCGGGAAAAGCUUCACUCAGAGAUCAGCCCUUAUCUCUCAUCAGACAACGCACACGGGAGAGCGACCCUAUGAAUGCUGUGAGUGUGGGAAAAACUUCACCCGAAGCUCAAACCUUACUAGGCAUCAGAGGGUCCACACAGGAGAGAGACCUUAUGAAUGCCGUGAGUGCGGGAAAAGUUUCAGUCACUUCUCCUCCCUUAUCUCUCACCAGAGAGUCCACACAGGAGAGACACCCCAUGAAUGUUGCGAGUGUGGAAAAAGCUUCUCUCGGAGCUCAAACCUUACUAUGCAUCAGAGGAGCCACACAGGAGAGAAACCCUAUGAAUGCAGUGAGUGCGGGAAAAGCUUCUCUCGGAGCUCAACCCUUGUCACACAUUACACAGUCCACACCGGAGAGAAACCCUAUGAGUGCUCUGAGUGCGGGAAAAGCUUCGGGCAGAGCUCUCACCUUAUCGCACAUCAGAGAAACCACACAGGGGAGAAGCCCUAUACGUGCUCUGAGUGCGGGAAAAGCUUCAGGGAGAGCGCUCACCUUAUCAGACAUGAGAGAAUCCACACAGGGGAGACGCCCUACACGUGCUCUGAGUGCGGGAAAAGCUUCAAUCGACGCUCAAACCUUAUCAGACAUCAGAGAAGCCACACAGGGGAGACGCCCUACACAUGUUCUGAGUGCGGGAAAAGCUUCAAUCGGAGCUCAAACCUUAUCAGACAUCAGAGAAUCCAC